Anoplophora glabripennis (Asian longhorned beetle) is the source of this 2539-nucleotide messenger RNA. Its product is annotated as dnaJ homolog dnj-5. The record is from RefSeq and is a predicted model, not a curated record. The transcript is spliced from 4 exons. The coding region runs from base 89 to 2470 and encodes 793 amino acids. NCBI's taxonomy places the organism in Eukaryota, Metazoa, Arthropoda, Insecta, Coleoptera, Cerambycidae. Gene Ontology annotation, molecular function: dopamine receptor binding.
ACUGUCAAAAAUGAGAAAACAAUAAAAACUAAUAGUGUAAUGUGCCAAAAAUAUUUUAAUAAAAAUAGAAAUAGAUUUACCAUCAAUAAUGAGUGAUAAACAACGGCCAUGUUCAAACGAAGCUAUGAACAAAAUUAUUGGAAAUAUGACUGCAGAAAUGCAAAAUGUUGAUGGCCAAUAUAUUCCUUUAGGCUUUACUCCGCCACCAACUACAGAAACAGUAAAUUGGACACAGCAGCCAAAUGCAUACAUCAAUCAUUAUAAUGUACACAAUUCUGAACCCCAUAUUAGUCACGCCUCGAUGGACCAAUACCCACAGCAAACUUUUAAUUUCAUGUCCCAAGCGCCUCAUCUCUUUGAACCCAAUUCUUAUAAAAAAAAUGUAAACGAUCUCUCUGAUUAUGAUAUGUACAAAUCAAUGCAAAAUGGUACCCCUGACAUUGGUCUUUUUAAUACGGAUUAUACACUUCUUGUACCACAAAAUAUACAGCAUCAGAUUAACAACAUUCCUGAUCAUCAUGUGUUGCAUCAACAUCAAGAAUCAACCCCACAUUCAACAAAUCGUACUCAUUUAAUUGAAAAUUUAGUAGGCAAUUGGAUGGUGCCUAACAAUAGUGGUACAUAUUCACCUUUUGGAAACUCCGAAACAUAUAAACCUAAUGUAUUUGAUUUGCAAAUGGACAGAGAUGUGGUUGGUACGAAUGUAAUUCAUCAAAUAAUUGAUGAACCAAAAUUUAAGGCUCCUAUUGAACAACCACUGGAUGAUAUUCAAUUUCAAUUUAAUAGAGAUACAAGGAAACCUCGAAUGGUGGCCGAAGUUAAACCAAUGCGUCCAAGUUAUUCAGAUGUUUUAACAAAACCUGUUCCACAAACACUUAGCAAACCUAUUAAAAAUGAUGCAAAAGAAACUAAACCAAAAAAAGAAAACAAAAAGAAUACAAAAAGUGAUAAAUCACAAAAGGUAACUAAUUCCCUAAAUAGAAGUAAUACUAAUAAUGAUAUUAGAGAUAUUCCUGCAGAAAAAAAUUUAAUGCAUAUUAAAAAUGACAGGGCUAAAGCAUCUAAAGGUAAUAAUUUAAGUCGGAAAUGGGCUUCAUUGGAUAACAUUGCUGAUCCACAAAUUAAUAAAAUUGACGACUCGAAGAAAAAGAGAAAUGACGAUAAUAUAUAUAAUAAAAAUUUUUCAAAGUCGAGUUCACGAAAAUUAAAUAAAACUGUAAAUGAUGUUGCAGAUCUAGAUUCUGAGAGUGUUAAAAGUGAAAAUUUUAAUAGCACUAAAAAUGGUUUGAAAAAAAUUUCUAAGCCUAGUGCUAGACCCAAAUCUAAUGAUUCUUUUGGAAGCAAUGAAAGACCACCUGGUAAAAGAAAUCAAAGGACUAGAAAGAGGGAAAAUCAUGUUCCAUUUGGAAUUGUUGGACAAAAACUAAAGCAGUAUACUAAAGGCUGGUGGAAAAUAUUUGUAGUUUUUAUUUUAUGGCUUUUUCAUUUGAUCUCUGAUAUAUGCAGUUUAAGUAUGCACAUUAGUCAUGAUAUAGCUGCUAAUUCAUGGUCCUGGUUAUGUUUCCAUUGGACCAUAUUUCUCGAAUCCAGUUAUUCUAUAAUACAAAGGGUUCGUCUCUUUACAUGGAUUUGGGAAAAGUUUAAAGGGCGCAAAAAAUCGGAUCCCACUGAGGAUAGUCAUAAUUUUGUCCAUAAUGGGCUUCUGCAUAAUAUUAACAUGCCUACAACGGGAGAUGAAGCAAUGAAAAGAUUACUAGCCUGCAAGGGAAAGGAUCCGUACAGUAUAUUAGGGGUUACGCCAACUUGCACUGACGAUGAUAUCAAGAAAUAUUAUAAGCGACAGGCUUUCUUGGUACAUCCUGACAAAAACAAUCAGCCUGGGGCCGAGGAAGCUUUUAAAAUAUUAGUGCAUGCUUUUGACAUGAUUGGUGAACCUGAAAGAAGAGCUUCUUAUGACAGAGGUGUAGUUGAGUCCGCUCAAGUAGUUCAAGCCUGGAGUGAACUGACGGAGCUUCUUCAACAGCUUCAGCAGAAAGUUGAGGCAGCUGCAAACACUAUUAGAUGUAGCGCUUGUGGUCUAAGGCAUAAAAGAAUCAAAAUAGAUAGACCUAGCUAUGCUGCCCGUAACUGCAACUCUUGCAAAAUUCAUCAUGCUGCAAGGGAAGGUGAUAUAUGGGCAGAAGCCAAGGUCUUCGGCUUUCUAUGGCAUUAUUAUGCCUGUAUGGAAGGUUCAGUAUAUGACAUAACAGAGUGGGCGGGCUGUCAGAAAGAUAGCUUAAAGCAUCUUAGGCCUGAUUCGCACCAUGUACAGUACAGAAUUGCUUUAGGGAAACAAAAUAACCAACCUAGAAGGAAUACUGCCACUACCCAUGGCGAAAGACCUGAUUUAGAAAAUUUACUUAACACGUUAUAUGGACAAAACGAUAGUACCCAAGGCACACGUCGUAGAAAUAAGAAAGCCAAUAAAUGAUUUUAUUUUAUUCCUUAUAUAAGCAAACAUUUUAUUUUGCGAAAACGCUACCCUAUUAUGUAAUUAAUU